Molecule: messenger RNA, 792 nt
Organism: Stomoxys calcitrans (stable fly)
Lineage: Eukaryota; Metazoa; Arthropoda; Insecta; Diptera; Muscidae
Product: cuticle protein 16.5-like
Exons: 2
Coding region: 33-725 (230 amino acids)
Source: RefSeq, a predicted model, not a curated record
AGCAAAACAUUAGCACCCACUCAAAUAAUAAAAUGGCCAAAUUCAUAAUUGUCUUGUGCGCUUUGGUUGCUUGCGCUGCUGCCAAGCCUGGUGCUGUAGCACCCUUGACCUAUGGUGCUCCAUUGGCUGCUGCUGCCUACAGUGCCCCCGUUUCUACUGCCUAUGGUGCUCCUUUGGCUGGUGCUGCCUACAGUGCCCCCGUAGCUACUGCCUAUGGAGCUCCUUUGGCUGGUGCUGCCUACAGUGCCCCCGUUUCUACUGCCUAUGGUGCUCCUUUGGCUGCUACUGCAUAUACCGCCCCCGUUGCUGCUGCCUAUGGUACUCCUUACGCUGCCGCAUACGCUUCGCCCCUUGCCUACUCUGCCCCAUUGGCUUAUAGUGCUCAUGUAGCCGCUCCUGUGGCUGCUCCUGUAGCUUAUGCUGCCCCUGCAGCCGUUGCUCCUGUGGCUGCCCCUGUAUCUUAUGCUGCUCCUGCCGCUGUCGCUCCUGUGGCUGCUCCUGUAGCUUAUGCUGCUCCUGCCGCCGUCGCUGCUCCUUUGGCUUAUGCCAAUGCCCAUUUGGAUGCCGCUUACGCUAGCAGCCGCGUUGAUAUUAAGCAGAACUACAACGCUGCUGUUGUUCCUGCCACCUAUGCUGCCGCUCCCGUAGCUGCUGCUGUAGCCCCUGUAGCUUCAGUUGCUCGCGUGGCCCCCUUCAAAUACACCGCAGCCCCAGUUGCAUGGUAAAGACUCGGCUAUUCAUCAGCAAAAUAAACAAAACUGUGAUUUAACAAUAAAAACUAAAACUAAACGU